AUGAGAAAUGUAAGUAAGUCCCUUUGGGACAAGUGCAAAAACAACGUCAAGGAAAAAGAAACUUUUGUAUUCUGUCGCGAGUGCAAGCGCAAAUGGCACAAAGUCUGCGCAAUUCAUAUGGAUGAGAUCUGGCCCGAAGGUUUUAUUUGUCCUGGUUGUGAGCGCAUCUAUACUGUACGUCGUCGUGAUAAUCGCUUUACAGCACGCAAGCUGCCAACUUGUAAACUAAGCAAUUUUCUUGAGAAAAGAGCCAAUGACUUUUUACGGAAGAAGGAAUGUCAUACUGGUGAUGUUAUAAUCAGAGUACUCGCCAGUGCCGACAAAGUUGUUGAGGUAAAACCAGGCAUGAAAGCUCGCUAUUGUGAAACUGGCGAAAUGCCGGAGACAUUUCCAUAUCGUGUUAAGGCUAUUUUUGCCUUUCAAGAAAUUGAUGGACAAGAGGUCUGCUUUUUUGGUCUACAUGUGCAAGAAUAUGGCUCUGAUUGUCCACAACCAAAUACACGCCGCGUAUACAUUGCCUAUUUGGAUUCUGUCUAUUUUUUUCGGCCCAAACAGUAUCGUACUGAUAUUUAUCACGAAAUCCUUGUCGGCUAUAUUCAAUACGCCAAAAAGCUAGGCUAUUCAAUGGCACAUAUAUGGGCUUGUCCUCCUAGUGAAGGCGAUGAUUACAUAUUCCAUGCACAUCCUCCAGAUCAAAAAAUUCCUAAACCAAAAAGGCUUCAGGAAUGGUACCAAAAAAUGCUUAAGAAAGCUCUUUUCGAGAGAAUUGUUGUGGAUUACAAAGAUGUAUUUACUGAUGCUGUCGAGACAGGUCUACUUUCUCCAACGGAGCUGCCAUAUUUUGAAGGAGAUUAUUGGCCUAACACUUUGGAAGAAAUUUUGAAGGUAAUCUUACCUUCUUAA
Messenger RNA from Protopolystoma xenopodis, 903 nucleotides. Lineage: Eukaryota; Metazoa; Platyhelminthes; Monogenea; Polystomatidea; Polystomatidae. The record is from the annotation of a GenBank genome assembly.